This is a messenger RNA of Triplophysa dalaica, 1238 nucleotides long. Its product is annotated as stonustoxin subunit beta-like. Lineage: Eukaryota; Metazoa; Chordata; Actinopteri; Cypriniformes; Nemacheilidae. The transcript is spliced from 3 exons. The record is from RefSeq and is a predicted model, not a curated record. The coding region runs from base 8 to 610 and encodes 200 amino acids. Gene Ontology annotation, molecular function: protein binding.
ACAAGAGAUGGAAAAUACCCCUGAUAGACAGAUUAUUUCCAGUCCUGAACCCAAGACCAGAGAUCAGUUCCUUCAGUACUCUCUUCAGCUGACACUGGAUCCAAACACACUGUAUAAACACCUCCGUCUGUCUGAGAGGAACCGAGUGAUCCAAUUCUCUCGCACAGACCAGCGGUGCCCUGAUCAUCCAGACAGAUUCGACUGUUGUCAGGUGUUGUGUAAGGAAAGUGUGUCUGAACGCUCUUACUGGGAGAUCAAGUGGACUGGUGGUGUAGAUAUAUCAGUGGCAUAUAAGAGCAUCGGGAGGAAGGAAUUGGGCCAUGUGUGUCAUUUUGGACGUAAUGAUAAAUCCUGGAGAUUGUACUGCUCUGAAUCCAGAUUCUCUUUCAGUCAUAAUGACAAAUGGAUUAAUCUCCCUGUAGUGUCCAGCUCUGAUAGAAUCGGAGUGUAUGUGGAUGAGAGAGCAGGAACUUUGUCCUUCUACAGCGUCUCGGACACAAAUAUGACCCUCAUCCUCAGCAUCAACACCAUAUUCACUCAACCACUCUAUCCUGGAUUUGCAAUCGUUUCAAUUCAUUCCAAAGUGACACUCUGUGAUCUAAGAAUGUAGAUGAUUCAGAAAUGAAACAAAUUAUAUAAUUAUCUUAAAGUGCUUGAAAAAACAUAACAACUAAAGUGACCUUUAUGUUCUAUUUUAAAUGCAGGUUUAAAUGCAUCCACGGUCAAAUAACGCUAGAAUUUUAUAAUAACUUUUCUCAAAUAUCUCUAAACAGUUCCCUUCAAGCAGUUCAUGAUUCAGUUUCUCUAAACCCCACCGUUCCACAAGUCCACUGUGCUCUGAUUGGUCAGCCACCCCAGUCUGUUACGAUUUGUCUUUCCACAUAGACGCACAAGUACAUUUCAGCCCUUGGAGGCUUAUAGUUACCUACACAGAGAUUAUUAGUACACGGAGAUACUACACUAACUAUUUGUGUUAUAAAAAUAAUGACAAUUCUGUAUGCGAAAUAACCCACAGCUAACACAGUAUAUUAAAGCCAUGUUAAUGCAUUAGCCGCAAUUCUAACAUGACUGACAACAAAAUCUAUCCAUAUCCUUUUUCAUAAAUCAAGAAUAAUAUAAACAACAGACACUCUACAUUAAACGACACAUUUUUAGACAGUAUUGGGCUCACACCUGAUUAUCAGAACUAUUUCAGAAGAACAGUAAUAGCUGCUGUAGGUGUGCAUAAAAAAACACAU